AUGAUUGCAACAUUUCUUGAUAUAGUUCGUGAAAAUCAGCCUCAAAAUGGUACAGAAUUUUGCAUCAGAUUUUUAAAAGAUGCAUACAAUACGACGACAACCAGUGAUGUUGAACAUAUACCACCUCCUGCUUGGCAAGAAGUUUUAAAACUGGUUUUUGACAACACUAAAUUUGUUCAAUUAGUAAAGUUUGACAAGGAAAAGCUUGUUGAAUGCAAGUUAAGGAAAGAUGAAUCACAACUUGAAAUGUGGGGAGUAGGAUUUACAAUGGUAGUUAUCAUCAGUUUAUCGUCAGCAUUGGGAAUUCUGCUGUUACCGUUUUUGUCACCAUCGUUUUACGACAAAACAUUGACCUUCUUUGUGGCUCUUGGUGUUGGGACACUUUCAUCAAGCGCUGUAUUUCAUCUGAUUCCCGAAGCUUUUGAACUGAUCAAUUUGAUGCCCAAUUAUUUACCGAAAGCUGCCACUAUCAUUGCUGGUGUUUAUCUGUUUUUUGUGGUCGACAAACUGUUGACAAUUAUAUGCGACCUUCGAGAGGGUUCAACUAUAAAACCGGAUACCCAAUUGACAACCAAACCAAACGAAUCAGCCUUUAGCGAUCCUUCACUUUCAGUUCCGCCGCAGCGAGAACGUAAAUCGUCAACAACGUCUCGACGAUCUCAUAUUGCCUCUGUGGCGUGGUUGGUGGUAUUUGGUGAUGGCUUACAUAAUUUUAUCGACGGCCUAUCAAUUGGAGCUGCUUUUAGCGAAAGUCUUUUGGAUGGUAUCAGCAUAUCAAUAGCGGUACUAUGUGAAGAGGUGCCACAUGAAUUAGGAGACUGUGCUAUCCUGAUUAAUUCAGGAAUGUCGAGGAAAAAAGCACUGAUUUAUAAUUUACUAUCUGCAAGUACAUGCUGUGUUGGCUUCGUCAUCGGGGUUUUAGCUGGUGAAAUGGACCGAAAUUUUGGACAGUUUAUAUUUGCUCUUGCUGGUGGAAUGUUUCUUUACAUUUCGUUAGCCGGAAUGCUGUCAGAAAUUAAUGAAAAAGCAGAAGCCAAGCUGAAAGAAAGUGUGAGAAGUGGAAUCAGUACACUUUUACUGCAAACAUCUGGACUUGCCACUGGUGUUAUAAUUAUAAAAGACCAAAACAAUGAUGAUGAUGAUGAUGAUGACAGUGACGAUUAUGGUGGUGAUGAUGAUGGUGAUGUUGAUAGUGAUAGUAAUGAUGGAAAUGAUGCUGAUGACACGGCCAAACUGAAAUGCAACUGGAAAAUUUUGAAAGGUUCCAUUUUUGGCUAA
Enterobius vermicularis (human pinworm) is the source of this 1278-nucleotide messenger RNA. The record is from the annotation of a GenBank genome assembly. Lineage: Eukaryota; Metazoa; Nematoda; Chromadorea; Rhabditida; Oxyuridae.